This is a messenger RNA of Besnoitia besnoiti, 4263 nucleotides long. RefSeq names its product WD repeat domain 35 family protein. Gene Ontology annotation, molecular function: protein binding. Gene Ontology annotation, biological process: non-motile cilium assembly; protein localization to cilium; intraciliary retrograde transport. Bases 1 to 4263 code for a protein of 1420 amino acids. The transcript has 5 exons. Lineage: Eukaryota; Apicomplexa; Conoidasida; Eucoccidiorida; Sarcocystidae. The record is from RefSeq and is a predicted model, not a curated record. Gene Ontology annotation, cellular component: non-motile cilium; intraciliary transport particle A.
AUGUUUGCGUUUUUCACUAAGAAGGUCACGCCGUCUAGAGGGGCGGCCAUCCUCAGUGUAUCCUGGCAGAGCGCCAGUGGGUGGCUUGCUCUUGGCUAUAAAGAUGGAACGCUCAAGGUCCUCGAAACUUGCCGCCUUCUGGACGCUGGCGGCGCGGGUGCAUGCGCGAGAGAUGCGACAGAGAUCCGUUCACGAGACGACAGUGACGCACACAAUCUACAGAAUCUGUCGUCUCCCAGCAGCCCAGACGCGAUUCAUACCACGGGGAUUCACUUGGUCUCGUGGAACGAUGGCGAGGGUCGCUUGACUUCCGUAGAUGAGUCUGGAUGCAUCGCCAUAUGGCGAGCCGAGGGCAAGCACUGGGUGAACGAGCUGAUCAACAUCGAUCACUCCAAGCAGGUCGUCGAUACCGCGUGGACCGCAGACGAGCAGAAAGUCUGCAUCCUCUACGCCGAUGGAAAUCUUGUCCUCGGCACCGUCACCGGUCAGCGCCUGUGGAGCAAAGACCUCCAGCGGGCUAUGGUGCGGGCUGCGUGGUCGCCCGACGGCAGGAAGAUCCUCCUCUGCUCCAAGACGGGGGAAAUCUUCUUUUACGACAGCGAGGGUCUAUACAGCCACCGGCUGCGGACACAGCUCGGCGAGGACUGCGAAGGACGAACUGAGCCCCUUCUCCCUGUCGCAGGGGUGCACUGGCGACGAGUUGCGCUCCAGCACGCCGCGGAGGCGGCUGAAUCUCUCUCGCUAGCCAUCGCCUACGAAAACGGCCGCAUUCAACUUUUCCGCGACGACGCCGACGCAGCACCGAUAUCCUUCGAAACCUGCUUGCGCCGCUGCUUCUCCAUUCGCUGGCACCCGACUCUCCCGGUGCUGGCAGUGUUUGGUGACGCGCACCGCCUCCAUCCUGACGCUCCUGGCGCUGAGAGCGCUUCUCGGACGUCUGCGCCGCCAAGCUGCGUCAUUCGAUUUUACGAUGUCGCGAAGUGCGCGCAUCUGCACACGCUGGUAGUGCCAGGACACGCGACCGCGCAGGCGUUCAGCUGGGAGUCACGCGGCGAGCGAUUGGUCGUCGCUGCGGGCAGCGCCCUUCUCUUUGCAGCGAUCCGCAUGCGCCGCCCCGCUACCUACUUCGGUGAGACUCUCGUGUAUUCGUCCUGCACGGCACUGACGCGCCGCCGCGACCUACCGCUCUGGUUUUGGAACGUCGGCGCAGGCCGCAAGCACCUGCGUCACGUGCGCGCACCCCUCCGGCACCUCCUCAGCCACGCAGAUCGCUGUGGAGUCAUCACGGAUGCCGAAGAGGAGGACGACGACUCCGGAGAAGCCUCUGGGGAGGCGGGAGAGGAGGCACCCGACUAUACCGCGAGGGCGAAAGCCGCAGAAAAACGAAGCGUGAGACGGACCUACGCCCUCAGUGUGUGCAAUGCCAUGGGCGAGCCUGUCACCUCGACAUUUACGGACAUCGAGCCCGAGUUUGCGGCGAUGUCCGCCAGCCACAUCCUGGUGGCUGACCGCUGUCGGGUGUUUCUUUGGCGCUACUCCUCAAGGGGACCGAACCCGCUUGCAGACAAUUCGCAAGACGCAGCUCGCUGCGGCCUCGAGGACCAGCCCGCAGAGGCUGCGACAGGCAGAAACGCUGCAGAGACUUGCUCAGACGCGGCUAGGCUCCCCGAUAGUGAUGCGCUUUCCGAAGGACCGAGCGAAAUGGUUGUUGAAGUGGACGCCGCGGAAGCGAACAGAAAUGAUAAUGGAUACUCGGCUACAGGCGUACGGCAGGGGGAGGGCGGCGCUGGCGCCCGCGGCAACCCUGUGGUGGCGCUCGCGGCUGCAGCGUCUUGCUUCGUCGUCGCGAGGCGAAGCGGCGAGCUCCGCAGGUAUUCGUUGCCUUCCGCCCAGCUCGAGGCCGUCUGUGACACAGGCGUCGCCCCUUUGUCCGUUCACCUGAACUGCGAUGCGACGCGCGUGGCGGUCAUCGACAUCUUUCACAAACUCAGCUUGCGCUCUGCAGCAGCGACGCCCCGAGGCGACGCCGCGUCUGAGACCUGCUCCACGAACCAAAUGCCCACGAGAAGUCUGCAACCAAGUCAGACUUGCCAAGCCUGGAGCUCGAUGUCGGCCUUUGGGGCGGCUCUCCGUUUCUCGAGACAGGACGUUUCCGACGUGCUAUGGUCGCGGGAUGAAGCGGACCUCUUUGCAAUGGCUGAAAAAAACACAACCUACCUCGUCAGGGGGACGGUGCUGGAGGAGCCGCUCAGCGGCGUGCACUUCCUCGCCGGCCUCAGCGAGUUAUGUCUUGACACGUUCAACCUCGAGGCCCUCUCCAAGACGCCCGGGGAGCCCAACGCCAGGCUCCACAGGUUUCACUACGAAACCAAACGGCUGCGGGACACGCGCGAGAUCCUCAAGAAGGCGAACGAGCUCGGCGACGCUGUCACCUACGCCGAGCAAGCGUCGCAUCCCUCCCUGUGGAAGCUCAUCGCCCAACACGCUCUCGAGAAGCUGAAUCUCGAAAUCGCCGAGAAAGCCUUCAUCAACUGCGAGGACUACUGCGGCCUACAAUGCAUCAAGCGCUUGCGUACGCUGCGAGGCGCGGAACGUGAGGCGGAGAUUCGCGCGUACUUUGGUGAUUUUGAGCGCGCAGAAACCCUGUACCUUUCCGUAGGCCGUCGGGAUCUCGCGGUGUCCCUGCGCGCCGCGGUCGGCGACUGGUCGCGAGUCCUCGAGCUCGCGCGCGACGCGCCCGAGUCCCUGGGACCUUCCGGAGCCUCCGCGGGGCUGCAGUGGGCUACCAAGGCCCUCGGCGACAGCUGCCGAGAAAAGGGACAGUGGCGGGAGGCCAUCGAAGCUUACCGCUCCAUUCGCGACCACCAGGCCCUGGCGCACGGCUACUACUUCACUGAGCAGUUUGACGAACUUGUGAACCUCGUGGGCGAUCUCCGCGCCGAGAGGGACCGGGACUUGCUUCGGGAGAUUGGCAAACAAUUCACCUCUGUCGGGCUCUGCCGAGAGGCUGUGAGGGCCUUCACGAAAGCGGGGGACGUGCAAGCGGCUGUCGAGUGCUGCGUGCGUUUGAAUGCCUGGGAUACCGCCCUCACACUCGCAGGGAAAGCGCCUGUCCAGCAAAUCGAGACGCUUCUCACAAAGUGCGCUGGGCACCUGGUGGAGCAGGGCAAGCGCUUGCAGGCCGUCAAGCUCUAUCAGAGAGCGGGAAAACCGUUGGAGGCUGCAAAGAUCAUCAUGCAGCUCGCCGCCAUGGGCGGCGCCGGUCAGCGCGCCGCAACUCAGUUGCCACACUACAGGCCAGACCGUAAAAAAAAGCUCUACGUGCUCGCAGCUCUAGAAAUUCAAAAACUCGAAAACACAGCGGCGGAGGGCGUCGCGCCCUCCGCCGCGCAGCCGCAUCUCCGGCGGACGACGGCGUCCUGUAGCGCUGCGACGCCAACCGGCGAAAGAAGAGCCUCGCCCAGAGCGGACGACGGGGCGGAAAACCCGAAGUCCCCCUUCGCGUCACGUUCAGGAAUCGAGGCUCAGUCGUCGGCCGAGGCGCUCGCGUUGGUUUCGCCGAUGCAGCGGGAAGCACCGCCGCGGCAUGACCUGCUGAUGUCAGAAAACAAGGCGCUCCGGAGACCGUGGCAGGGGGCAGAGGCGUUUCACUUGUAUCUGCUUUGUCACAAACAACUGGUAGCCGCAGCCUACGACGCCGCCGCGUGCGCAGCAGUGCGUUUGACCGAGUACCCGGAGUUCAUUGACGGUCUCACCGCGCACGCCGUCCUCGCCCUCGCCAGCUUCUACGCGCGCAACUGGCAGCUCUGCUCCAGGGCAUUCUUGUUCUUGGAGAACGCUGCUGAGGUCCCCCCAGAGCAGCGAAAGGUUUUCGCGGAUCUCGCUGUCGAGAUCUUUAGCCGGCAUCCGCCGCCAGCCAGCGCAGACGACAGUCUGCCCCUGUGUGCAUGCCCAAAGUGUCGAGCGCCGAUUCACUGCUGGAUGACGUCUUGCCCCGAAUGCUGCACCGCAUUCGCUUUCUGCGUAGCUAGUGGAAGGCCUAUUUACCACUACAUCGCAGAUCGAGGAAACCACACUGACGCAGAUGAACUGUCGACCCCACUGAUGCUCUCCGCGCAACACGCGUUGCUCUCCUGCCGCACGUGUCACCACAAAAUGUACGCCGCCGAGGCCCGGAACGUAGAAUACUGUCCGCUUUGCCAUGCGCCUCUAUCUAGCGGUAUACCCGGGGUUCACCACCGACACCUUCCUGACGGUGCGUAG